Messenger RNA from Sphaeroforma arctica JP610, 1721 nucleotides. RefSeq lists its product as hypothetical. Gene Ontology annotation, biological process: peptidyl-serine phosphorylation; signal transduction. The transcript is spliced from 6 exons. NCBI's taxonomy places the organism in Eukaryota, Ichthyosporea, Ichthyophonida. Gene Ontology annotation, molecular function: protein serine/threonine kinase activity; ATP binding. The coding region runs from base 163 to 1440 and encodes 425 amino acids. Gene Ontology annotation, cellular component: nucleus; cytoplasm. The record is from RefSeq and is a predicted model, not a curated record.
GGACGAGAGAUAGUAAAUGAUCAGGAAGUGGCCAUCAAAUUGGAAGCCUUAAAGAGCCGACAUCCCCAGUUGUACUACGAGUCUAAAUUGUAUAAAAUCUUCCAAGGAGGAGAGGGGGUGCCUAAGCUGUACUGGUACGGACAGGAUGGCGAGUACAAUGUGAUGGUUAUAGAGCUGCUAGGGCCGAGUUUGGAGGAUUUGUUCCAGUUUUCAGAUCGCCAGUUCUCGCUCAAAACCGUGCUGAUGCUAGCGGACCAAAUGAUCUCAAGGAUAGAGUUUGUGCACUCGCGGAAUUUCCUGCACCGCGAUAUAAAACCCGACAACUUCCUCAUGGGCAUGGGGCGUCGGGGGCAUGUGGUAUAUGUGAUUGAUUUUGGGCUGGGCAAACGGUACCGCGACGCGCACAAGCAACACAUGCCGUACAGGGAGAACAAGAGCUUAACGGGCACCGCACGCUACGCCAGUAUCAACACACACGCCGGCAAGGAACAAAGCAGACGAGAUGACUUAGAAUCGCUGGGCUAUGUGUUGAUGUAUUUUCUGAGGGGCAGUUUACCGUGGCAGGGUCUGAAAGCCAACACGCGCAAACAAAAGUACGAGAGAAUAUCCGAGGUCAAGAUGAGUACCUCGGUCGCAACGCUCUGCAAUGGGUUCCCAGCGGAGUUUGAGGAGUACUUCUUAUACGUCCGAGGCCUGCAGUUCAUGGGCGACCCAGACUACCUGUUCUGUCGCAACAUAUUCCGAAAGCUGUUUGCGCGAAAGAACUUUGUGUAUGACUACAUGUUUGACUGGAACUUGACGGUGCAGCGGAAAGAUGUGGCCAACGGAGCACCGCCCCAGGCGAGUGGUGGGGGGGUGUCGAUUGCGGAGCAGAACGCGAACGCUAAUCUGAACAAGUCACACCAGCAGCAGCAGUACCAGACCCAGCCACACACACACCAACAACAAGCACCGCAACAACAACAGCAGCAGCACCAUCAACAGCAUCAGAUGCAACUACAGGCACAGCAACAACCACCGCAACAGCAGAUACCACCACAGCAGCAGCAACAGCAACAGCAGCCGUUGCAGCAGCCGUUGCAGCCCAAGAUGAGUGGCACAGGCACCAGGCAAAUGCAGGGAGGGGGUGGCAGACAACAGCAACAGCCCAUACCGGGCGAGGUGCAGGGCCAGGUGCAGGGCCAGGGCCAGGUGUCCCAAAAUCAGGGGCAGGUGCAGCCCCGAGGGCCGCAUCUGACCCGUUCCCAGUAUAAUUUAAGGCAGGCGCAGCUUAUGAACGAGUCACAACCACAACAACAGCAGAUGAGUGCGGCCCAGGCACACAGCAUGCAGCAUUCUCAGCUGGCACAGCAGCAGCAGCAGCAGAUGCUGCUCAACAAGGAACGCCAGGCCCAGAACCCGCAGAUGCAGCAACAAGACUACUCGUACCGACGAGACUAGGAUAAACCAAAGUUGACACCACGGAUAAAUCAAAGUUGAAAACCCCGAUUACCCCUGUUGGAACCACCUACCGCCGCACGCCGCAAGCCGCACGCAACAUACCACCCACAACUUAGUCAAGUGAAUAACUGCAGUGGUACACACCGUCCGUCGCUGUGUGUCUAACUACCGUUUCCCGCGACACUCGAGCUUAUUUAAGUGUACGCGAACACUUAAGAAAAUUGUAAGUCCGAUUUUCACAAGUACAUAUAAAACGCAUCAAAUAUUGGGCCCGAACCAAG